GUAGCUAAUCAUAAACACAUUUACAUGAGUUUCAAUUAUUCAUUUACUGAGUUUCAAUUGGUUAGCUAAUUCUUCUUACAUAUAACGACAAUAUAUAUAACAACACAUACUAGAGUUACCAUGAGUCAGAAAUGAUACAUCGAAAGACUAAGAGUGAGCAACCGCAAAUACGUAGAAGAUUGUCCACAGUAUAUUAUCCAAAUAUAUUCAAAACGAUAAUGCGUACGAUAUGCUUCAAACAAAUAUUGUAUACUGCUUUGAUACUUAACAUUGCUAUGGCUAUCGAAACAGAUGUGGACCACGGAAAUUGUGAAAACGCUACGUCUGAUGAACGUUUAUCAAUUGCAAUAAUAGAGCCAAUACAUUAUAAACUUUUUCUCAAAUUAAAUAUGGAAUCUGAAAAUUACGAUGGGGAAUCCGACAUCGUGAUCAAAAUUCACAAACCAGUCAAAAGAUUAAGUUUGCAUUGUUUUGGACCGUAUAUAUACACAUCAAGCAUAUCGUUAAAGUCGAUAACUGAAGCUUCAAACAAGAGUGUACAACAUACUCGUUAUGCAUCUUAUCGUGUUUGUACUAAAACACAGCGGUUCGACAUAUUAUAUGAUGAUUUAAUAUCUCCUGGAUUAUACGAGCUACAUAUACAUUUUUACGUUAGAUCCAAUAAGAAUGAAAACAUUAUCAGAUAUCAAUAUAUAAGAUAUACAGAAACUGAGGCAACUAAAAGGUGGUUUCUUGGAAUAUUGCCCACAUCAAAUCGUGCUCGAACAUUAUUUCCAUGUUGGGAUGUACCGGAAAUACACAUGUAUUAUGAGAUUAUUAUCGAGCAUCCUGAGCAGUACAAUGUUAUAUCGAAUAUGCCAGUAGAAAAGCUGAUAAACAAAUCAGAUGGUACCUCAUUAACGUAUUUCCUUAUUAGCAAACCUAUAGCUUCAAGUCAAGUGGCAAUCAUAAUGGUUGAUGACAUGACUCAUAGUUAUUUGGGCGAUGAUUUGUAUUGGUAUCAAAGGAAUAUAGUGAAAAAUGCGAACAUUACGUUGGAAAUUCGGAACACGAAAGAACUUUUCAAGAAUUACCUUGGUGUCCAUUAUGGAAUUAUGGAAAAUGAUCACAUCGUAUUUCCGAAAACGAAAGAUCUUUUCAAAAAUUACAUCCGUGUCCAUUAUGGAAUUAUGGAAACUGAUCACAUCGUAAUUCCGAAUUUUCCAUCGCAGAUUAUAGGAAGUUUAGGAGUUAUUAUAUACAGGGAAGAAAGCUUUAAGUAUGAUAAUGCUACAGAUUUUCCAGGUCGUAAAAUGUAUAUCAAUAAGAUAGUAGGCGAUUCAUUAGCGCGAGAAGUCCUCGCCCAAAUAAUGUGCUCUUCUUAUUUUUUGCUAAUUAAGAUACUUGCAUCCUUCUUAAGUUAUUUUGCCAUUUUCCAGUACGAACAUGACUCGUCGAUUAUAGACCUUUCCAUCGUUCAGACUAUGCAAGGUGCCUUGAACUAUGACGUCGAUUUCCAAAUGGCACCUGUGUUACAGAAGAAGUUCGUGCAUCCCAUUGAUGAAAUUCAUUAUUCUCGACCGUAUUAUAAUAAAGGAGCUGCUAUAAUGCGCAUGUUGUUUUAUUCUCUUGAAGCACCGGAAUAUGUCUACAAGGAAAGUAUUCGGAAAUGUGCGGAGGAAUGUGAGGUUACCUCAGACUCUAUUAGUGAUUUUUGGGCUAUUGUGCAAAGUUCCUUAACAAAUAAUGACAAAUUGCUCUACAACAUAACUGAAAUAAUGGAUACAUGGAUGACAAAAAGGCAUUUUCCUGAGUUGAAAGUCGAUUGUGAUUAUAAUGGGUUUGCAACACUUUCAGCAUAUAAUUUCAACGAAACGAAUUGGAAAAUACCUAUAACUUGUCUCAAGAUAUCAAAUUUUACUUUCAUGAAUGUUACAUCGAAAAUUUUAUUUUAUUGUAUCAAGCCUUAUGAUAUAUAUAUCAGUAAAUUGGAUAUUAAUGAUUUCAUAAUAGUUAAUAUGAAAUAUACUGGAUAUUAUCGCGUCAAUUACGAUUACCGAAACUGGGACAAAAUCUGUACUUACUUAAAUUUUCAUAAUUAUACCCAAAUUAAUGUUUUGAAUCGCGCUCAAUUAAUUGAUGAUGCGUAUUAUUUUGUGACAAAUAAUAAACUCCAAGUCUCUGUGUUCGUACGUCUGAUUAGAUACUUAAGAAGGGAAAGGCAUUAUGUAGCCUGGUACCCUAUGUUUAAUAUUUUAAUGUACAUGUCGAAGUACUUUGAAUUACCAGCAAGUGAACAAUUCAAGUCAUAUGUGUUAGAAAUUUUGGAUAGUCUUCUUGAGAAGAUUGGAUUCAUUGAAAACAUUGAGGAAGACAAUAUGAUCAAAUCUUUAAGGUUAUUAGGAUUAAAGUGGGCUUGUAAAUUCGGCCAUAAGUCAUGCAGGGAAACGGCCACUUUUGUACUGACUUAUCUCAACAAAUUUUCCUCUAUAAUUCGACCGUGGUGGAAGGAAUGGUUAUAUUGUGGUGGUUUGAUGGAAGCAAAUCUACAGGUUUGGCGUCAGUUUUUAGAUAAAAAUUCUGGCAACUAUACUCAAGAGCAUUUAACGUAUUUGGCAUGUACUGAAAAUGAACAUGCACUCCUUGCUUAUUUGGAAUUUUUAUGGAAAUUAAAAUAUGAGGAAUUAAGGAUAUCAAACCAUGACGGUAGAGAUCUAGAGAUGUCAUAUGAGAUUAUUAUGGCAGCAUAUCGUUCUUUUGUAAAGAAACAUGCAAGGAAGAAUGCUGUGCUGAUGCAUAUCUUAGAGAAUUAUGAUAACUUAACGUCAACUAUUUUGGGUAGUAUGUCUCCAAUCACAGUAUUGGGUGUCACCGUUAUGGAAUUAUAUUCCAAGGAUAAUUUUAAAGAGAUAAUAGAAUUUGUAACAUCAAGUCAAAAAUUCACAAAGGAGGAGAAACGUAAAAUUGCAUUUCUUGUUAAUCAACGGAAGACACAAUUAGAGAAAAUAUCCUACCAUUUCCGCUAUUUUGGAAGAACAGAGUAUUAAAUUUGUUAGAUGAUUAGAUAUUAGAGGCAAUAAAUAGAUUAAAGACGUAUUGAAGAAUAUGAAUAACAUUAAUGUAGUAAUCAUCAAUAUUAUAUAUUUGCAUCUAGUAUAAUAUCUGCAAUUAUAAAUAAUAUUAGAUCUAACUUAGUAAUAGAAGUUAUAUUUAAUAUAAUGAUAAAGAUAUUUGCUUUGAUGUUAUUAUAAUGACGCAAUAUUGUACCAUAAAUAGUAAAUAUUCUACCAUAAUAGUAGUAAAUCACUGCUUGAUGAUACACUUUGAUAGUGUAUAUUAUAAACCUACGUCUGUUUUCUAUUUGUAAAUGUGUAUCGUAUUAUUUUAUCUAUUAAAUAAAUAUGUGUUGUAUUAUUUUAUCUAUUAAAUAAAUAUUUUUAUUACGGUA
Molecule: messenger RNA, 3427 nt
Organism: Odontomachus brunneus
Lineage: Eukaryota; Metazoa; Arthropoda; Insecta; Hymenoptera; Formicidae
Product: glutamyl aminopeptidase-like
Exons: 12
Coding region: 132-3026 (964 amino acids)
Biological process (GO): proteolysis; peptide catabolic process
Cellular component (GO): cytoplasm
Molecular function (GO): metalloaminopeptidase activity; zinc ion binding; peptide binding
Source: RefSeq, a predicted model, not a curated record